GUUGUGCGCAUGCGCGUGAGUGCCCCGACGACAGCGUCUGCUUUGUUGAGAGCAUCGAUCCUGCUCGGGACUUUGGAGCGACUCCGCUUUUAUUAUAAAGAAAUGAUGGAGUAGAUUUACGCGUUAGUUACACAUUCCACAUCCUAUUUGUGAGGUUUUGUUUUUUGUUUUGUUCGGGGGUGGGGAUGUGGAUCGUUUUGACGCUGGCGACAACAGAGGCGAGGAGCUCCUGUAUAUAAACAAAACGCAGCGCGAGCUGCUUUUAAGGUGGCACGUCAUCGGCGACAGCUGGACCAACAACAACAACAAGAAGAAGAGCAGGCUCCCGGGCCUGCUCGGCCAGCCGGACGCGGACGAGCUCGGUGUCCCGACAUGGAAGUAUUCCCUCGGCCUCGUCGGGAGUGAAACUCCGUAAACGAGCGAACAUGAGCGAGGAGGGUCGUUUGUUGUGUGGACGGCAGCUCGUGGCGAGUGAAAGACGGGGUGACUGUCCCCGCCGCUGCCCCCGCUUGACCGAGGAGAGAGGCGAGCUUGCUAGCAAGAAGGCUGACCGCAGGCCCCCCGGUUCUCUGCCCCAGUCCAAAUAGUGCUGAAGCCGACUGAGGUGCAUCAUGGAGACGGUGGGUAGAUUCGAGUUCAGUCGGAAGGACCUGAUAGGACAUGGCGCAUUUGCGGUCGUCUUUAAAGGCAGAAACCGAGAGAAACAUGAUUGGGAGGUGGCAGUAAAAUGUAUCAACAAGAAGAAUCUGGCCAAAUCUCAGACACUGCUGGGAAAGGAGAUCAAAAUACUCAAGGAACUCAAGCAUGAAAACAUUGUUGCUUUACUGGACUUUCAGGAAACUGCAAGCUCAGUGUACCUAGUGAUGGAGUACUGUAACGGCGGUGACCUUGCCGACUACCUACACUCAAAAGGCACGCUGAGCGAAGACACGAUCCGCGUUUUCUUGCAGCAGAUUGCUGGUGCCAUGAGGGUCCUGCAGGCUAAAGGCAUCAUCCAUCGGGACCUCAAACCCCAGAACAUUCUGCUCUCUUACCCGCAGGGACGGAAAUCCCACUCCAACAACACCUGCAUUAAAAUUGCGGACUUUGGUUUUGCCAGGUACCUUCAGAACAACAUGAUGGCAGCAACUCUUUGCGGGUCACCUAUGUACAUGGCACCUGAGGUCAUUAUGUCCCAAAACUAUGAUGCCAAGGCUGACUUGUGGAGCAUCGGGACCAUCGUGUUCCAGUGUCUGACUGGGAAGGCUCCUUUCCAGGCCAGCAGCCCCCAGGAUCUUAGAAUGUUUUAUGAGAAAAACAAGAACCUCAGCCCCAACAUUCCCAGAGAGACUUCCAGCCAUUUGAGGCAUCUCUUACGGGGCCUGCUGCAGCGCAAUCACAAGGACCGCAUGGAGUUUGAUGAGUUUUUUUCUCAUCCUUUCUUGGAAGCCACCAGCUCGUCCAUAAAAAAGACAACUCCAACGGUAACCAUGACCUGCUUUCCAAGUUCCGGCUCAGCCAGCUCUUGCAGCAGCUCCUCCACCUCGCACCUGGCCUCUCCACCGCAGUCUCUUGGUGAUGCGCAACAUUUGCGUGCCAAAGCACUGGCCUCCCCUACCCAGGAGGCCACUGGGUUUCUCCUCAAGGAUUCAUCCGGAGGAGGCGGCAGCAGCAAAAACUCCUCCUCCUGUGACACAGACGACUUUGUCAUUGUGCCUGCUCACUUCAACACGGCUGAGCUGACGAGUGAGAGUAAAAUGCUGCAGGACAGUCUAAUGAACAGCGGCUCUCUCCUGACUUCUGCCGGUUUGUGUGUCCAAGCCAAAUCGCCACCACACUCGCCCUCCUAUAGUGGCUCCCCCAGUCGUGUCAGAUAUGCAUCCCAAUGUGCUGUUUACACAAGACUGUUUAAGCCGAAAACCAGUGACAUUAUCAACAACACCGACAAACAAGAGUAUGCGUCAUUAAGUGCUCAGUGUGGAAUUGUGCCCAGUGAGUCCUCAGGGAGUAACUAUGCUGGCCCCGGGGGUAACCACGGUCACUCCCUGCCCAUCCCAGUUCCCACUCAGGUGCACAACUACCAGCGUUUGGAGCAGCAGAUUUAUACAACCAAACAAGAGGGCUCGCCCCGGCUGUCCACUCCGAUACAUCGUUGCUGCAGUGGAAGUCCGUUGGGCUUUGCGAGGACUGGACCUUCUCCACCUUACGGAACAGUGGCCACCACCCGAAGGCUCUCACUGGGAGGAGCAAGACCAUUUCAACUCUCCCCUCAAGGGGCUCAGCAUGCUGAAUCCAGGCCAACUGCUCAGAAACACUCCCCCGUCGCCACAGGAUUGGGGACACGGCUCCACAGCGCCCCCUGUCUCUUGGAGUGUACCACUGGUGGUGGCAGACAAAAGAUCCGAAAACAGCACUCAGAUCCGGUGGUGGUCCCCACGGCAGGCCUGAUGACUGUUCGCCCGCUGCACUCUUCCCCACGCCUCAGUGAGCUGAUGCAGAGAAGCCCACUGCCCACCAUCUUGGGCUCUCCCUCGAGGACUAUGCCUCCAUUUGAAUUCCCCAAACCCCCCAGCUCUCCAAACCUUGUCAACUUCCUGACACAGCAGGGAUUGGUCGUGGGCUCUCCCAGCAGCAGGACUGUGCAAAUCGAGCCCAGAGACGCUGGACAGCCAGCGCCCACAUCAUGCCCUCAGCCUUCACACUGCAUCCACAGGAUGAAUGAUGAUACCAGGGGAUUUGGAAGAUCUCAGAGCGCCGGCCUCCUGUCCGACAUGUUGCUGAUGGCAGCCUUUGGAACAGGUGGCCCAGUGGGUGACCGAGGCAGCACAGAAAACCUGGCCUGUGAAAAAGCUAUAGACAUAGCAGGGCCCUCAGGUGGCGUCCUAUGUCCUGCACCGGGGUCGUGCAGCCCAGCACAGGUGGUCUUCACCAUCGGCUCCCCUCCCAGUAGCGGCACCCCGCCUCAGGCCUUCAGACAGAGGAAAUACUCAGGCUCGUUUGCGUCAGUCAGUCCUGCAGGCUCCUUCACCAGCCGCUAUCCCCAGACAGCUACCUACGGGGACGGCUUUGAGGCAUCUUCCAGCCCUCGUUACAAUUUUUUUGAUCCCAUCACAGCCAACAUGGGCGGUCGUAUAACCUUCGAGGCCCCCGAGCUGCCUGAAGAGACCUUGAUGGAGCAGGAGCACACAGACACCGUGCAGAGCCUGCGCUUCACGCUGGAUUUCGCUUGCUGUCUAAUGGAGGUGGCCGGGGCCCGCGGCAUCACAUUGAUGGGGGUUCCGGUUGAUGCUGCUCACCCCCACUUCUUGCAGCAGCAGAGCCUUGUGGCAGAUCAGAUAAGCUCACUGAGCCGAGAGUGGAGCCAUGCCGAACAACUGGUUCUGUACCUUAAGACUGCAGAACUCUUGUCUACUGCCAUACAAACGGCCAUGGAGCGAGUGAAACAGGGCAAACUUUACCCGUCGUCUACAGUCAAACAAGUUGUGAGGAGGCUGAAUGACUUGUACAAGUCCAGUGUGGCAUCGUGCCGCUCACUCAGCACACGACUGGAGCGCUUCUUUUCCAAGAAACACAGACUAAUGGACAAAAUCACCUCCAUUACGGCUGAAAGACUGCUCUUCAGUCACACCGUGCAGAUGGUUCAGUCUGCUGCUCUAGAUGAGAUGUUCCACCAGGGGGAGGCAUCGAUCCAUCGCUACCACAAAGCUCUCCUGCUGCUGGAGGGCCUCACCAUGCUUCUUACUGAACAGGAAGACAUUCUCAGUGUUAGCAAAUGUAAAGAAUGUAUCGAGCGGCGCCUCACAGCCUUGCAGUCCGGGCUCUGUGUUUGAGAGCCCCCACAUGAUGUCACCCGUCGGCUCAUUACUGACGAACUUCAUCGCCUCACGUCUCGUCAUACAUCGCUUUCACAAAACCCCCAAAAGUUACAUCUCGAGCUUCAGACAACAACGUCUCUUUCACUAAACCCGGAACUGAUGGUGGACGUGAUGCACCUUGCUGCAUUCUGACUUAUGUGAGAGACCGUGUGACCAAUUUAAGAUUUCCCCACCCCAGCCCCAUUUGGGGCAACAUGCAGAAGCAGUUAUGGCCAAGUAGUCAUACCUGUAUAUAGAUCCACACGCAGUACUCACCAUGACAUACAUUUUGAAGCUGGACCAGUCUACAUGCAGUGGAGAACUUAACAAGCCUUCAUGGUUCAUUUUUAUGGAGGUACAGUAUGACGUCUACGCCUAUAUGGAGGUACAGUAGACAUGUUGAAGAAAUCUGGAAGUAGUCAAGUAUCAUUCUCAUCAUAUGUGUGUUCACAUGAUACCACUUCUUUUGUGUUUGUUUCAAACUAGUUAAUUACUUGCUUGCUACAGUGUACAUAACAUUGCUACAACUGGAGAAGAAUUUCUGCCAUGAUGACUAAACGGCUUUUUAUAAUAUGUUUGAUUUUAGCUCCACUGUAAGUAGUUUGGUUUGAGACUUUAUGGACUCGAUUUUAAUAAGGAAGGCGGCAACUGGUGCAGCAGAUGUUUUGCUUUCCAACAUCGCAUCGAGCGGGUCCAAAAUGGCGGAAGAGGCACUGUUGGCAUCUCUGAUUAUAAUUGCGCUAACGUUGCCCCGCUUACCUGACGAUAUUUGUCUUGUGUGCAGUCCUUAAUCAUCCCCUCGCUUGGUUCCAUAUUUCGUCUUUGCAGCAUUGUAUCUUGUCAAUCAUGCCGGUGUUACGCAAGUAUAAUCAAAAUGCGAAUGUAUAAGACCGGAGAGAAGCCGCAGCAACAUCAGUCUGAAUGUUGGGCUGCUCGGCGGCACACGCCUGAAUGUUUUUGCACUGUUGGAGUACUGUACAGAGUGGAACAUGCUACAUGUCAAGUAUUUUGUUUGUUUUAAUAUACCUUGACUGAUUAGCUCAUUUCUAUUUCUACUGCCAUACAUUGAGUGCAGUUGUAUCAUAGUUGACUGUGUUAGGUGUGAGAGUGUUCAUUAACAGAGGGAUGCUGUGAACCCAGAUAACAUUUUCUUUAAGAAAAUAUGGAAGAAAAAAAAAAGCUUUACGGUGAGGAGGGUUUUAAAAAAAACAAAACAAAAAAUAAGUGUUUUGCUUCAGAGUAGUCAGUAGGUGACGAUUCUGUCUUGAUUUUGAAAUGUGUUGAUUUGGAGUGAUAUUGUUAAAUAUUUGGUCUGAAUUAUUAUUUUGUAUUAUUUAGCUUGAGAUAUAACUCUGAAUCCCAAACAAAUUCCUUUUAAUAAUUCUCCUCAGUUGUGGGCCAGUGGAGAUGGUCGAUGUCUGUGUGUUGCCUGUGUUCAAAGGUGUACAGUAUCGUGUGCAUGCUCGCAUGUGUGAAGAGGCUUGUUUGAGAUUUAUGACUGACGACUGUGGAGAAAAACAAAGAUGAUAACUAUUAAUUACACAAUCUCACUUUUCCCUAUGAAAUGAAAAGAUCCACUGAAAAGGGUUCCUCUGGUUACGAAGGAGUAAGGCCACCCCCCUAAAAAACAAAUGAGAAUGAAAUUGAAAAUUGCAAGAAUAAAGUUGUACAAAUACAAAAGUAAUAUUUAUUGCAAUCAAAUUGUAAUAUUGCAAGAAUAGUUUAUACCCAUUUCGCUAGUAUCGUAGAUCUGCUUUUUUUGGUUUUUUUUUCAUAUCACAAGUAUAAAGUAGGAAUAUGAUGAGCAAUUUUAACAUUUUCCUAUAACACCCUAUGAAAUUAUUGCCAGUCUCAGAAAGAUGCCAUUUGGUUAGAAUUACUUCAUUCAUGUAAAAAAAAAUUAAAAUUAAAUUAAAAAAAUCGUAUCAUACAACUUUAUUCCUUCAACAUUACAAUUUCAUUCUCAUAAGGUUACUUUUUUUUUUUCCUUGAAAUAUCGUGACUUCAUUCUCCUGGCAUUAUGACUUUUUUUGCUUAGUAUUAGCUUUUUGUACGUAAUAUACUUCCUGUAACUUUUUCUCACGUAAAAGAAAUGCAUAACUUAAUAACUAAAUUUGUACUAACAUUGCAGCUUUAUUCUGAAAAUUUAUCGGCUAACUACCCCACCCCACCCCCGCCCCCAGUGUGGCCUUGAUGCUCCUUCGUACUCUGAUAAUCCGUUGUGGGGCCCAGUACUACUUUCUUCACUGUAUUUUCCUUCUCUUUUUUUAAGUUAUUAAGAUGUUCAUGUUUCAUAAAGCUAAAGAUAGUUUACAAAGAGAUCCAGUAUAGUAGCACUGUUAGUAGAGUAAAAUGAAAGAGCUUUUCCCCCCUUUUUAAAUAUCCUUUAUUUGCUUUAAGGCCUUUUGUCAUACAAAAAUAUAUAUCUGUAUUAUUUUCUCAGCUGUGAGCACGUGUCAAAUGGUUUGAGUUGUACAUUCCUAAUAUAGGCUCAUCCUGGCUCUCGUCCUGCUCAGGCAGUAUACAGCAGCGAGCACCUGUGAGGCAUCUGUCAAUUGUUUUUUUUUUUUUUUUUUUUUUUUUAAAUAAAUAGUCCUCCUACAGUCAUUGCUACUGGGCACUGGCCAUCCCAACUGUUAUCAUUUAGGGAUCACCAUUAAUCAUUAAGCAUUGUGUGUGCAUUGAGAAAACUUUAUGGUCGGGGGAGGGGGGCAUGUAUUGUUUUCUGUUGUGUGUCCUUGAGCAGCGUGUUGACUGGCUGCCAUCAUCAUGGCUGCUGUUGAAAGCAUUCCCAUGAAGCUAAAAUGAAGUGUAACCAUAGUCAAGGUUUACACUCUUCUGCGAGCAGUCUGUGUGUAAAAACAUGCCCGAAUGUCGUCAUUUUUUUCCCGUGUUCAUUAUCACCUCUAGGAAUUGCAAAUUAAGUUAUUGCUGUCAUUGUAUUUAUGGAUCUGAGUGUGCGGAGGGAACAGUACCAUACCAUGUAAUGUUUGUUUUUCCAAAGAAAAGGCUUUCUGCUGAACUUCCAGCAAGGCAUUUUCAUGUUGUCAUGUAUGGCAAGACACUAGCUCAAUGUCCCUGUGUGUAAUAUAACCCUUAUUGUUAGUUGCAACAUGAAUAAAGUUAAAGGAAUGGUCA
This is a messenger RNA of Phyllopteryx taeniolatus (common seadragon), 6971 nucleotides long. RefSeq names its product unc-51 like autophagy activating kinase 1 (gene ulk1b). The coding region runs from base 612 to 3809 and encodes 1065 amino acids. Gene Ontology annotation, biological process: autophagy; positive regulation of autophagy; axon extension. Lineage: Eukaryota; Metazoa; Chordata; Actinopteri; Syngnathiformes; Syngnathidae. The transcript is spliced from 28 exons. The record is from RefSeq and is a predicted model, not a curated record. Gene Ontology annotation, molecular function: protein serine/threonine kinase activity; ATP binding. Gene Ontology annotation, cellular component: autophagosome; cytoplasm.